Molecule: messenger RNA, 1292 nt
Organism: Chara braunii
Lineage: Eukaryota; Viridiplantae; Streptophyta; Charophyceae; Charales; Characeae
Source: the annotation of a GenBank genome assembly
GUGCCACAUCAACAAUGCCACAUAAGUAGCAUUGCCACGUCAGCAACAUGACGGGCCUGCCAGGCCAACUGACCAAUAAGACCAUUGCCGCCUACAAGCAGCGUUGCCUGGCUCAAAUAGAGGCUGAGGAACAACGCCUGCUGGCAGUCGAGGUUGCCCGCAUACAAGCUGAAGAGGCAGCAGCAACAGAGAAACUGCGGCUACAGGCCGAUGCAGAAGCAGAUGCCCAGGCUCGCCGAAAGCAAGCCCAGGAUCUGCUGCAACGGCAUGAAGCCAACAGCAUCGACAGACUCAAGUACUGGCAUUUUCAACCGAACGGCGACGACGCAACACCGGAAGAAAAGCACAAGGAGUUCCUCUCCAAGCUCGUGACGCGGUUGUUGUAUGCUUGCAACUACCAAAGGUCAGAGUUGGAGAGACAGCACCGGGACCUGACGCAACAACAUCAGGAAUUGGCGACGCUCCGCCGCACAGUGCAGAGCCACGAGGAUGCAACUCGGGCACUCAAUGCCCGAUUGUUGGACCUGGAACAGGAAGUACCAGGACCAGCUGCUGGAGCUUCUAGCAUUGCACCCUCAAGCCGCCAACUGGAGGACCGCGUUGACCACGUAGUGGCAAUGCUCGGCGACAUUAGCACCUUCGCUGUGCCGACCACCACCAUCAGCAGUCAGCUGCAUACAUUGAAGACCGAGGUCCAAAAGCUGCAGUCGACGAACGCGGACGACAAUCCGAAGAUGUACAAGAUGCCAACUUUCAACUUGGAGAGGUUUGACGACUACACGCAGCAGGAUCCCGUCCUCUGGUGGGAAGCAUUCACAACGCAACUCAGGAUUCUGCUAAUAGCCAAGCUUGCGUACAUCGGCGCCCUGUUCCUAAACUCAAAGGGCGGAUGCUAGACCUGGUUGAGCCACCUGGCAACCUCCCACGGCAUCGACGUACCAGACUUGAAGGACGUAAUCACAUGGGAGGAACUGACACGGCUGUGGAAGAAGCGGUUCAUCGUCGACGACGCGCCGGCACUCGCCAUCAACCGUUUGUUCACCAUGUCACAGGGCAACACAUCAACACGGGACUGGCUCACGGAGUGGCAGAAGAUUGCGGCUGUGCCCAAUCUGAACCUACCAUUCGAGCAUCUACGCCGUGAGUUCUACAACAGGUCCUGUGCGGCAUUGAGCCAGGCUCUUGGUGAUCGCGAGCAGUACUCAACCUUYGCGGAGAUCAUUGACAAAGCGAGGGAGAUCAUCAAGACCAACAGGUCAGCUGCACACGAGAAAUCAACAUCAUGGCAGCCG